Molecule: messenger RNA, 2570 nt
Organism: Clupea harengus (Atlantic herring)
Lineage: Eukaryota; Metazoa; Chordata; Actinopteri; Clupeiformes; Clupeidae
Gene: slc3a1
Product: solute carrier family 3 member 1
Biological process (GO): amino acid transport; carbohydrate metabolic process
Molecular function (GO): alpha-amylase activity; cation binding
Source: RefSeq, a predicted model, not a curated record
UCGUAGCAUGUGACUUGUAGCUUACUGCGAAAAAAGCGUUUUCUAUAGGCAAUUUCCACACCCUGUGCCACCCACAUCAUGUUGUUUACGAAGACCACUGGUUCACUUUAAUGUAGUGCAUGCAAACUUGAAAAAGUUCACGCCACAUGAAGGAAAAAAAGAAAAGACGGGGCGGAGAGGAGGGAGGUGCAGGGGAGAACUGAGAGUACCAUGGAGCCACUUCAUACAUACCGCUCCCUUUAGGCACAGAGUGCACUUGUUCUGUUGUUGCACUUGUUCUAUCAGAGGCUGACAUAGAAGAAACCGCAAACACGACAAGGACAUAACUUGCCAACAUGAGCCUUACUCGAGUCUCACGUAGCGACUCAUUAGAACUUCAUGAGGGGGUCGACAACGCCGCAUUUCAAGAAGACGGGGGUCGCGCUGAUUCUGAGAAAACCGAUGGACAGGUUGCAGCUGACUGUCCCUCGUCUAGUUUGAACCUCGACGGAGCGGAAAGUUCCUAUACCCAGAUAAAACCGUAUGCGGGGAUGUCAAAAGAGGUGCUGCUGCUGUAUUCCCGCCAGGCUCGUUACAGGCUGCCCCGGGAGAUCCUUUUCUGGCUGGUCAUUGUAAGCACGCUUGUCUUGCUCGCGGUUAACAUCACAGUCAUCGCGUUAUCGCCGCGGUGCCUGAGCUGGUGGCAAUCCUCUCCUGUCUACCAGAUAUACCCACGCUCCUUCAAGGAUUCCAACAACGAUGGCAUCGGAGACCUGAAAGGCAUCCAGGAUAAACUGGAUCAUUUGAAUUACCUGAACAUCAAGGCUAUCUGGAUUAGCCCGUUUUACAAAUCUCCAAUGAGGGACUUCGGCUAUGAUGUGGAAGACUUCCGUGACAUCGAUCCCAUUUUUGGAACCAUGAAAGACUUCGAUGAUCUUCUUGUAUCUAUGCACGACAAAGGGUUGAGGUUGAUCAUGGACUUCAUUCCCAACCACAGCAGUGACAACCACGUGUGGUUCCAGAACAGUCGCAGACGCGAGGAACCCUACACUGAUUACUACGUCUGGGCCAACUGCACCCGAGACAAGCUUCCCAACAACUGGGUGAGCGUGUUUGGGAAUUCCUCCUGGACGUAUGACUCAGUCCGAGAGCAAUGCUAUUUGCACCAGUUCCUGAAGGAGCAGCCCGAUCUGAACUUCCGAAACCCGGACGUCAGACGAGAGAUGACGGACAUUAUUCGUUUCUGGCUGGACAAGGGCGUUGAUGGAUUCCGCAUGGAUGCAGUCAAGCACAUCCUUGAAGCACCGCACCUGCGAGACGAACCCCAGGUGAACGCCAGCCAACCCCCAGAACAGGUGAACACCGAGUUUGAGCUCCACCACGACUACACCUACACCCAGGUGGGCCUCCACGACAUCCUGAGGGGCUGGAGGGCCGAGCUGGACACGUACAGCCGAGAGCCAGGGCGCUACAGAUUCAUGGUGACAGAGUCUUACGACUACGAGGAGAUCGACAAGACCAUGAUGUACUACAGCACAGACUUCGCGAGGGAGAGUGACUUCCCCUUCAACUUCUACCUGAUGGACCUUCCCCAGGGCCUGUCUGGCGCCAGGGCACAGGAGCUGGUCAGUCUGUGGAUGACCAACAUGCCCCGGGGACAGUGGCCCAACUGGGUGGUGGGGAACCAUGAUAAGCCGCGCAUGUCGUCCAGCGUGGGGAAGGAGUACAUCAGCGCCAUCAACAUGAUGAUGCUGACUCUGCCUGGUACGCCCACCACCUACUACGGCGAGGAGAUCGGCAUGGAGAACGUCCACAUCCACAUCGAGGACAUCCAGGAUCCCUUUGGGAAGUUUGACCCGAAUGCCAGCCGAGACCCCCAGAGGUCACCCAUGCAGUGGAGCAGCGAGCCCAACGCGGGAUUCAGUGGAAACGGGACGGGCACCUGGCUACCCAUACACCCCAACUACACCACCGUCAACGUGGAGGCCCAGAAGGGGAACGACAGCUCGGUUCUGGAGCAGUACCGGCGCCUGAGCCUGCUGCGGGAGUCGGAGAUGGCGCUGCACCGAGGCUGGAUGUGUUUCGUGUGGAGCGACGUGGACGUCUUCGUGUACCUCCGGGAGCAGGACGGCCUGGACAGGGCCUUCCUGGUUUUGAUCAACCUGGGCCGGAACGCCACCACGGACCUCUCCUCCAUCUCGGGCCUUCCGGAGCACUUCCGCGUGCACACCAGCACCGUUCCGAAGAAUCAGGGGAGGAGCUACGACAGGGCCGCUGUUCCCACGAAGAAGGGCGAGGGGCUGCUGCUCGAGUUCUCGUCCAAUCAGAGGUUCCACACAAGCCAUGCCUCCAGCUGCUACAUCUCAGAGAGGGCAUGCUACCUGAACGUGCUGGACAUCAUGUACAAGUGCUGAGUGUGUCUGUGUCUGUGUGUGUGUGUGUGUGUGUGUGUGUGUGUGUGUGUGUGUGUGUUUGUGUGUGUGGGGCUUUCAGGCCAGAGUACUAACCAAAAUAAUGAAGCAAAGAAUAGAUGUUUGUUUAAGUGCCAAUAUAUUUAAAAAAAGAAAACUUCAUUAAAUGUAUACUUUUCA